AGGGUCGGGGCGGGAGCCGGGCGUGGGGGGCCUCGGAGCCUGGGGAGUCCCGGGACCGAGGGCGGCGGGGAUGCGGGUCUGCCUGCCCCUGGGAAGCGGGCGGGCAGGGCGAGGCCUGGAGCCCGCGGGGCGCAGGGGGCUGGACCGCGCGCUGUGAUUUUUCUGUUUUGUAGCGGGGCCUCGCCCAAGGUCGCGCCGGGCCCGUCCUGGGCUAUGCUCUGGGAAGCCAGUGACGCAGGGCGGGCGCCACCCUUCUGGAACCAGUGCCGGAGAGGGCCGCGCAGGUGGGCCUGGGGAGGGGACCGCAUGGAUGGAGCUGGGGGGAGCUGGGCGGCCCCCGGAGCCGGGAGAGUCAGCAGCUGCACUUCCGCCAGAGACAGGGUUUCACCAUGUUGGCCAGGCUGGCCUGAACUCCUGACCUUAAGUGAUCCACUCGCCUAGGCCUUCCAAAGUGCUGGGAUUACAGGCAUGAGCCACCUUGCCCAGCCUGGAAUGUCUCAUCUUCCCCCGCUAAAUGAAACGAUGGACCCUGAACAGAAAAAGGAACAGUGGUGGAAGAACUGCAAAACCCAAAGCCUCGAGUUGGGUCGGUGGUUCUUAGCUGCGGUGGCAGAUCGCAGGGGAGGAGCCAGAAACGGAGAUGAAACCCAGGAGCCCCCACCCUCUUCACAGGGCUAAAGCCAGAAACCACCCUCCCAGGCCACAGCCUGCCUCAUGUGGCCAUGCCUGCUCCCCGGCAGUGCGCGUCCUGCAACCCUUCCCACCCCAGGGCCUCGGCGUCCACAAUCAAUCCCCAUGUUUCAAAUCCCCGCUGCUCCCAAGGCUACCUGCUGCCUCAGGGUAGAGUCUAAGCCCCUUCCCCUGGUGCUGGAGGCCCACAGAGUGGGCGCUGCCUGUCCCUCCACUCCUUCAGCUCCCUGACCACCUCCUGGCUGUUCCUCUGCCCCCAAAGCUCUCCCACUGGGUGCCUCCUCCUGGCACCCCCCCAUGCCACCCACGACCUCCCAUCAACUCCUAUUAUUAGCUUCUUUCACCCACCCUGUGCCCUAGAGCAUUGGUUCUUGGGGCACAGCAUCCUUGUCCUCCACAGUGAAGCUGGUGCCUCUGUACCUGGCAUAGCACCCGCCCAGCAGCUGCUUGUGCAGGAAGCCCAAGUAGGGAUGGAAUAGAGAGGGAGGAGUUCCCAGCCCUGGAGGAGGGAGCGGAGAGGAAGGCCAGGCCAAUUCGCAGCUGCCUCCUAUCUCAAAAACGUGGAAGGGGCUAUGACUCUAGGGCUGGGAGGGAGAGGAGUCGUUUUUGCUGACUCUCCCCACGCACUCUUCUGCCCUCUAACUGGUCAGCUCCUCAAGCUCUCCCCGCGGCAGCAGGCCAGGGACCGGCUGUCUUGUCCAGGAUGCGCGGGGGACCAAGGUAGGGGAAGACUGUUUAACCCGUCCAGCACCUCCUGCUCUGGCCUGCAGCUCGCCCAAGGAACUCUGCAGAGCAACUAGGUCAGGGCCUCGCCAGGUGUCUCCACUCGAGGGACGGCUGGCGCCACGCGGAAGAUGGGGAAGCGGGUCAGGGCGGGACAAGGGCAAGAGGCUACUGCUCUGGGCGCUGUGUCCUAAGGGCUGCCUCUGGUGUGCGGAGAAUGGAGGGUGCCGGGGGUCAAGCCCGGACUCUGGUCAGGGUACCCGAGCUUCAGCCACGCCCUCCUUCCCCAGCGCGCCGCGGGGGCGGGCACAGCAGGGCGGGCGUGGCUGGGAGACCGGCUCUGCGUCGCAGCCCCGCCCGUCCCAGCCCGGGAAGCUGGGACUUGAGUUGGUCUGCGUUCGGGCAAGUCCUUAGGACAAGGCAUCCUUUGGGGGCAUCACCAAGCUGGGAAGGUGAGCCCCCGAGUCAGUGUUGAGUUUGCGUAUCGGCAAGUGCCUCGAGCUCACACCCUGGAACUGGCAGUUUGGUGAGAGAUGGAAUUUCAAGUUGAGAACUGGCCUGGGAUUUUCAAGGCUUCGUCCCUGUUUCUUGCCGGCACUGCUGCUAAUGAGAAAUGAAGGUCACUGGAUUCCUGAUCCAGAGUCCAGGUGCCUGGCACGGUUGCUGUCCAGGGCUUAGAGAACAGAGGAAGAGCCCUUGAGUCUGUGCACACUCUGCCACCACGGCCCCGCCCACCUCUGGAGCCCACAGGUGCCCAGCCCACAGGUGUCUUGCUUUUGGCUAGACUCCUGCCAUAUGGGGACCCCCAUGAUGGCCACUCAGGAGAUGGGGGGCCCAGGAGGACAGGGGAGUGACUCCAGGCUGUGACCGGAAAUUCCCCGUGGCCCCUGUUCCAGUCCCCAGGGAGAUGGGAGGGCCACACGCUGUUAUGAGGAAGAGGACACCGGGCUGGCCCUGGCCCAGGGUGGGCAGCUCUGGUUUCACUGCUUGGCUCCGAGCCCGAGGCAGGUGCAGGAGCCAGGCACGGUGAGCAGGGCCCAGUGCCCCUCAGGCUCUGGGGAAGGGGUACAGCCAGGUGGCCUAGAGCGAGGAGGUGCUGGGGACAGGUGUAACCACUUCCAGUCUCUCCCAGCCUGCUGACCUUCAUCCUCUCCCAGAUUCCAAGGGCCACUGCUGGGAGCAUGGGGUGGACAUCGUCCCACCAGCCUCCUGGAUCCACAUCCGUAAAGACUCCAAAGUGAAGUGAGGCUGGCUUCUCUCCAGCUCACAGCAGAGGAAGGGGCAGCCUCAGGGCCCAGCAACUUGCUCAGAGCGCACAGGAGUGCUCUGGGGCUGGGCCAGCCCAGGGCCUCUGACUCUGCCCCCUUCAUGCAGGGCUGCACGGCCAGUGUGUUCCACCCUCCGGCGUGGGCAGCAGUCCAGUGCGUCAUUCUGGGGCCUGAGCAGCGUGGCCAGAGGCCGGUCUGGGGUGGAGGCGACCUGGGCUGCAGGUUGCGGGUGGGGUCCUUGUUGUGCUUCUGGCAGCAGGAAUCAGAGAAGCAGUAACUGGAUCUGGCUGAGGGCCUGGCGGCCACCGAGGGUACUUGUGGUGAUCAGGUUGCGGCCGAGCUGUGAGCGUUCCACUGGGCGGCUUCUACAUCCGGAAGGGCUGGGCCGGGCUGGGAGCCCACACAGGGGGUUGAAGGAGGUGGGCAGGAACGAGAGAGGCCAAAGGGUGCAGGGCCAUGAAGAGGGGUGCUGGGCCCACGCUCUGGGGAAAGGGGGAUCAACCCUGCCCUCCAGCCCUGUAGGCCCUCAGGCCCUGGACUCUGUGCAAUCCGGGAGUGGCUGAAAUCCAAGCUGAGGGUAAUGAAAGGUGCCGCUCCUAAGCCGCACGUCUCUGAUCCGCCCUCCCCGCCCGCCCUCUGCCGCCCGCCGGCCCUCUAAGAGCUGCCCAGGCUGCUGCUGCGGGUCAGAGGCAGGUCAGAGCAGGCAGGGGGUUCAUGACGCCGGCUGGGUCUGGGGGCCGCAGGCCAGCCGAGCCGACCCGGGCUUCUGGGGGACCGUGGGGGCCGUGAGCACUCAGAGGGAGCAUCCCAGGCCUCUCCGGGGACCCGGCCAGCCUCAAGAUGCCGACCAACGGCCUGCACCAGGUGCUGAAGAUCCAGUUUGGCCUCGUCAAUGACACUGACCGCUACCUGACAGCUGAGAGCUUCGGCUUCAAGGUCAACGCCUCGGCACCCAGCCUCAAGAGGAAGCAGACCUGGGUGCUGGAACCCGACCCAGGACAAGGCACGGCUGUGCUGCUUCGCAGCAGCCACCUGGGCCGCUACCUGUCGGCAGAAGAGGACGGGCGCGUGGCCUGUGAGGCAGAGCAGCCGGGCCGUGACUGCCGCUUCCUGGUCCUGCCACAGCCAGAUGGGCGCUGGGUACUGCAGUCAGAGCCGCACGGCCGCUUCUUCGGAGGCACCGAGGACCAGCUGUCCUGCUUUGCCACAGCCGUUUCCCCGGCCGAGCUGUGGACCGUGCACCUGGCCAUCCACCCGCAGGCCCACCUGCUGAGCGUGAGCCGGCGGCGCUACGUGCACCUGUGCCCGCGGGAGGACGAGAUGGCCGCAGACGGUGACAAGCCCUGGGGCGUGGACGCCCUCCUCACCCUCAUCUUCCGGAGCCGACGGUACUGCCUCAAAUCCUGUGACAGCCGCUACCUGUGCAGCGACGGCCGCCUGGUCUGGGAGCCUGAGCCCCGUGCCUGCUACACGCUGGAGUUCAAGGCGGGCAAGCUGGCCUUCAAGGACUGUGACGGCCGCUACCUGGCACCCGUGGGACCUGCAGGCACCCUCAAGGCCGGCCGAAACACGCGGCCCGGCAAGGAUGAGCUCUUUGACCUGGAGGAGAGUCACCCACAGGUGGUGCUGGUGGCUGCCAACCACCGCUACGUCUCUGUGCGGCAAGGGGUCAACGUCUCAGCCAAUCAGGAUGAUGAACUAGACCAUGAGACCUUCCUGAUGCAAAUUGACCAGGAGACAAAGAAGUGCACCUUCUAUUCCAGCACUGGGGGCUACUGGACCCUGGUCACCCAUGGGGGCAUUCAGGCCACAGCCACACAAGUUUCCACCAACACCAUGUUUGAGAUGGAGUGGUGUGGCCGGCGGGUAGCACUCAAAGCCAGCAAUGGGCGCUACGUGUGCAUGAAGAAGAAUGGGCAGCUGGCGGCUAUCAGCGAUUUUGUGGGCAAGGACGAGGAGUUCACCCUCAAGCUCAUCAACCGGCCCAUCCUGGUGCUGCGCGGCCUGGACGGCUUCGUCUGCCACCACCGCGGUUCCAACCAGCUGGACACCAACCGCUCCGUCUACGACGUCUUCCACCUGAGCUUCAGCGACGGCGCCUACCAGAUCCGAGGCCGCGACGGAGGGUUCUGGUACACGGGCAGCCACGGCAGCGUGUGCAGCGAUGGCGAACGCGCCGAGGACUUCGUCUUCGAGUUCCGGGAACGCGGCCGCCUGGCCAUCCGCGCCCGGAGCGGCAAGUACCUGCGCGGCGGCGCCUCGGGCCUGCUGCGGGCCGACGCCGAUGCACCGGCCGGGACCGCGCUUUGGGAGUACUGAGGCCGCGCCCAGACCAGCCUGUCGCGCAUUAAACCAUGUCUGUCCCGCAGCUGUGGGUGGGCUCCGGGGCGCCGCAUGGGGGUCCUGCAGCUGGAGGUGGAGGAGGCCCACAAUCCUCCCCAAACUAGAGCGCGCCCACAACUUCCCAGUGCCCAAAGACUCCCGUCUGGGAGGUGAUCUUGUGGAUGGGCAGGGUGACCCAGGCCGGUGGAGGUGGGGUGGAGGGGAGGUCUUGAGGACGUGGGGAGGACAGGGGCUUGGGGUGAGUGGGGGACUGAGCCUGGGCGGGUUGAGGCCACAACCCCGACCACAGAUGACCUCACUGGACACCGCCUCUCCCCAACCUAGGUCCUCAACCCUCCCUAUCCCCUGGCAGCCCCUGCGGUGCUCAUCCUUCCUUGUGCACUGCUCAAGGCCAGGCGAGUGGCAGAGGGUGGGGGAAAGCCAGUCCUGGGGAGGUGGGACGAGCACAGCCAGCAAGGGGAGGAACUGGCUGGGAUGCCCCUCCCCUAAGCCCACCAGCCUUAGGGACAAAGAAGGGCAGGCUACCAUGGUAAGAGGCUGGAACUCCCCGAGCCACGUGGGCAAGGCGGGUCCCAGUUAACCCUUGGAGGACCAGGUGCCACCUAGUCCAAGUUGGCAGGGAACAGCAGUGGCCCUGGAGCUCGGGCUGUCCCUGCAGCCUGCAGUGUCCCCUGGUGGCAGCCAAGGUGAGGUGGAGUCUGUGGCUGGGGCAGGACUGGGGGCACCAGGUGGAACCGCAGUGGCUGGCACUCAGCACCUCCAGGCUCCCCCCUCAGGAGGGCCUUGGAGAAGGUCUCCCUGCACUGCCCUGCCUGACGUGAACUUGGCCUGCCACUGUGGGAACCCCCACUUCCAUCCACAGCCUGGGGCACGGCAGGAGGCAGAGGCUAGGAAGCAGAGCGUGGGGUGGAAGGUCAAAGAAACCCUUUGGAACGGAAUAAUGGCUGGGCCUGGAAGCAGGGUGGGGGGGGCACUGCUGCUACUGAGGCAGGUGGUACUCCAUGAAGAGACAGCUGCCAGGUGGUGUCUAGCAGGUGCCCCUAGGGGGACGGUGAAGAAGAGCUGCUUUCACCCCACAUGUGAGCUGGGCUGAGGAUCAUGCAAGGCUACGGUGUCAAGCUAGGAUCGGAGCUGGAGCAGGUGCAGGAAGCUGGAAAGGUCGAGAGACUACCCCUGCCACCGGGGAAGGGCCUCACGUAGUGAGAGCUCAGGUGCUGAGAGUCCAGGAGGUGUGCACUAAAGAGGUGAGGGCAGGGAGGCCCAGGAUGGGCGACAGGGCCCGGCCACACCGUGGUCCGCAGGCUCCCCGAGAAGCUGACUGUGGACCUGCCACCUGCCUCUGAGGCCAAGCCCUCCUCAAAUGCCGAGUGUUGAGAGCAGGUUCCUUGGAGGUGUCUGUGAGUUGGGUGCAUUUCACCCAGUCCCUGUACACUCUGGCGGCACAUCGGGGCUGGGGACUGCCCACUGUGGUCCCUCCUUUCCUGCCUCUGUAGAUUUCCUUUUUGUUCCACGUGACCUGCUCUCUUGGCCCCUCAGGGUCUGCGCCGCAGCUUUCUUUACAGGGGACCACAUUGCGUCUUGAACUCGGGCUGGCAGGUGGGCAUGAACGUUUUUAAACACACCUGCACUGAUGCCUCCACAUGGGUGACCCUGGAGAAUGCCCCAACAGAGGUCAGGACAGCUGGGGACGCCGUCUCAGCCCUGGUGGCCAGCAUUGCCUUAGGUCAGGAGGCUGCAGUGCCAAGGACAGCCAGCCACGUAAACCCCCCGUGUGUGCCCGGGGGUGUGGGGACACCAGUGCGGCUCAUCCCGGUGUCUGCUCUUUCACGAGCCACAGUGGUGCCCCCACACCCCCUGCACAGCUGAGGCUAACAGGGUUGGAUGGUGCCACUGCGCUGGACAGACAGCAGCCCCGUGGAAGGCCCCUCAGGCUCCCAGCCUCCUGAGACCUGCUGGCAUCCAGCUGAGGGUGGGGAGGUGAGUCCUGCAGGCGACCCAGAUCUGUCAGCUCUGGGAUCCCUGUGGCCUGUGAUGGCGAGUGAGGAGCUGGCACAGGCCUGGACACACCCCGCCCCCGCCCCGGCCCAGGCACGUGAACACAGAAUCUGCACAGUCCUCCGCCCACUCAUCCAGGGCCUGUUUGGGAGUCCCCACGGGCUGGUCUAGCCCCUCACUCUCCGAGCCCUGAUGCUCAGAGCAAGACACGGGCACAAGUGCUGUACAAAGGUCAGAGCCAGAAGCUCUUGCCCGGGGGUGGCAGAGGACAGCCCUGGAGCACAGCACGGAUGGGACUGUUAAGGGGUGCAGGCCUGUCUCAGUGGGUGGCUUGCUUGGCCCCAGCUCUCCCAGCAAGCACGGGCCACGGCCCCACUGAAAAGGCCGGGUUUGGAAUAUCUCCACCCACUGAAGAGGCUGCGUUUGGAGUGUCACCGGGGAGGCCUUGCUCCCUGAGAUGUGGCAACCACUGAGGGAGACAAACCCUGACUAGGAGCACCCCACGGGCCCCUCCCACUCCACGGAGAGGAACACAGGGGAGCCAGGCAGGGGCCCCAGGCCUCCCAGACACCCCCUUGGAGCAGAGCCCUCCUCAGGGGUAACUGGGUCACAGGGACACUUCUUCUUUGGAGACCACCCUGGUGCUGGGGGCUCCCAAGCAGCGCCACGGCUCUGGAAGGAGCCCAGUGAGAGAGAGUGGGAAGGGGUGAGAAAAAACAGCCGCGGCCUGAAGUUUCACAGACAGGGUCGUUUGUCACAGCAGAGAAGCACCUCACGGCUCCUACCCGCACUCGUUGCGGACAGUGCCUGCAGCGGGAGCGGCGCGAGCACCCUCCCCAGAUGAAAACACCAGCACCAGGAGGUGGGCCGUAGCCCAGGCUGAGGGAGGCAGCUGGGGGCUGGGGCUCAGGGCGCCCCCGGGCCACAGCGCCACCCUGAGUGGCCCUGAAAAUAGUGCACAGUGCUGGGUACUGCCCCGGCCGGAGGCACCUAGGUGUUGAGCAUUCCGGCCACAGGCCACCCGAUGGCCCUUCCUUGGUGUGGCAUGAGGCCACGGGCACUUGCAGGAGCUCCCUGCAUGCUGUUUUGUGCUUUGGUCUCAGGGAGCACCCUCCUACCUCGGAGUCCCGGAGUGGGCAGCCGGGCAGGUGUGAACAGUGUGACAAGGGUACCGUGGGGCACCUGGUAGUGCCACCCAGAGGGGCAGCCGGUGCUCCUGGCGGUGUGGCAGCAACAGUUACAAACUCACCCGAAGUCCAAACCCCAGAAAUCCUGUUUCUCUGGCCCUCGGGGUCCAGAAUGCACCGCACUGCCUCCUGGCCUCAGGGGCUGCUGCUGUGGCGGAAAGGCUGCCCAGCAGUGAGGAAGGCGAGUGUAAGGGCUGCGGCUGCGGUCAGAGACGGAGAGACACCAGCAGAGGACGCGAAGCUGGACCGGCCAGGUUCAGGGCCCGCCUCGGUUGCUCCCAGUCAGAAUCUGCUUUGUGCUCCACGGCCUCCAAGCACUCUCAUGAGUGUUCUGCUCCUACGUGGCCAGGUCCCACGUUCCCUGACGGCUCUGGCCAGGCCAACUCGGUUUUCCUCUAAAACCAUGAAGGCCUGGGGGGCUAUUACAGAGGCUGGAAGCGUAGCCAGAGCCGCGGCCAGGGGCAGGCCCGCCUGGUCACAGCAGGAUGAGGCUGGGGUGGCGCAGCUGCCGGUACACCUGCAGCAGCCUCUGGGCGGUGGCACAGGAGCUGGCCUCAUCCUCCGUGCAUAGCCGGUCGCGCAGGGUCUGCACCUCCCGCAGCAGCGUCUGCAGGUGGAGCAGACACAGCUCAGGCCCCCACCUGGCCCUGGGGAUGUCACUGGGUACCUCUUGGGGACCCACCACUUGCAGGACCCUACUUGGGAAGUGGCAGGUGGUCCGAGGAAGAACACUCCGGAACCUUAAAGCAUGGGACAUGCAGCCUGGCCUGGACACCCAGCCCCUCAAGUAGGGUGAGCGGCAGGAACAGCCAUGGCCACUCGGACUCUGCCCCAGGCCCAUGGGAGCAAAGCCCAUGCGUUGUGAGGACGCUGCGGACCCCGAGUGACUGGAGAGGGGCCUGGCGAUGGGCGCUCCUGGCUACCCAGGUGAAGGGGACUGCCCGGGGAACCGGGUGCUCACCUCGUGGUUGGCGUGGAUCUGGCGGAGAUACUGCACACGGAGAUCAGGAGCGCUGGAGCCCUGGGCGGCCUGCUCUGUCACCAUCGUCUGGGGGGGGACACAGGAGACAUGCUGGAGAGGGUGUGCCCCAGCACCUGCCCCCACACCCCUUGGAGCAGGGUGACCCUCUCCCUCUAUCUGCCCGGUGCUGCCUCCCUGCCUGGCACCCCCCCCCGCCUGGCACCCCCCCGCCUCCCUGCCUGGCACCCCCCCCCGCCUCCCUGCCUGGCACCCCUCCCCACCCCAGCGCUUUGCUGUUUUCCACCUUGCUGUUCACCUCGACUUCCUGCCCUCCAGAGCAGCAGGGCACAGAGCCCCUGGCCUGACAGUUUCCUGGAAGUGAACUCGUUUGGUUCUUUUCUCUCCACUGCUGGGAUCUUCCCUGUCCCCAAGAGCCACACUCUGUGCAGAUGCAGACCUGCCUACUGCCUCCUUCUCCCAUCCUGGGGUUCAAGCCUGAAGGCCGCUCAGGAGAACAGACCAGCCAGGGAGCUGCCUCGGCGUCUUGUGCAGAGACCCUGGCCUGGCCAUUCACUCAUUCACACAGCACAGCCCAGUGUGGGCUGCGGCACUGGCUCCCUGGGCUUGGAUCUAAAUUCCCAGAUGGGACCAGGUGUGGUGGCUCAGGCCUGUAAUCCCAGCACUUUGGGAGGCCGAGGCAGGCAGAUAACUUAAGGUCGGGAGUUCAAGACCAGCCUGAUCAACAUGGUGAAACCCCAUCUCUACUAAAAAUAUAAAGAAA
Messenger RNA from Pongo pygmaeus (Bornean orangutan), 9948 nucleotides. RefSeq names its product fascin actin-bundling protein 2, retinal (gene FSCN2). Bases 3522 to 5000 code for a protein of 492 amino acids. Gene Ontology annotation, biological process: cell migration; actin filament bundle assembly; establishment or maintenance of cell polarity. The record is from RefSeq and is a predicted model, not a curated record. Gene Ontology annotation, molecular function: protein-macromolecule adaptor activity; actin filament binding. The transcript is spliced from 9 exons. Gene Ontology annotation, cellular component: actin cytoskeleton; cytoplasm. NCBI's taxonomy places the organism in Eukaryota, Metazoa, Chordata, Mammalia, Primates, Hominidae.